Molecule: messenger RNA, 510 nt
Organism: Capronia epimyces CBS 606.96
Lineage: Eukaryota; Fungi; Ascomycota; Eurotiomycetes; Chaetothyriales; Herpotrichiellaceae
Exons: 1
Coding region: 1-510 (169 amino acids)
Molecular function (GO): protein binding
Source: RefSeq, a predicted model, not a curated record
AUGGAUGUCAAUAGCCUCGCUGUUCAGGAGCCAGGCCUUGUCGCUUGGUUCCUCUCACAUGGUGCCGAUCCAAAUGCCGGAUGCCAGUUGGACUUGACCCCAUUGUCCUAUGCCGUUCAAUAUGCCCCUUUCGACGUGAUUAGGACGCUGUUCGACCACGGUGGCUCAAUUCAUACAGGGCAGCUAGUUCACUGUGCGGUCCGUCGUGAUCAGCCAGAUACCCUCCAAGUGCUGGCUUACCUCCUCAACAAGGGGGCGUCUAUCAAUGCCGUGAUGUAUCAGAACCGACCGGAUUCCUAUCAGCUACAACAAGCAUUUGGACUGGGGACUCCUCUUCACAAGGCAGCUCAGCGUGGAAAGCUGGAGGUGCCCCGGUUUCUCCUGGAGAAUGGCGCCGAUCUCAAUGUCGUGGACUCCCUCGGCCAGACGGUCAUUCAACGUGCUACCAUCUUUCGGAAUCCCGAGGUGGCUGACUUUAUGCGGCACAACGCGUCCAUCUCAUCACAUUAG